CCCGUCAUCUGCAUCAUCCACGUCGUCCUCCGUCCACGUGAAAGCAAUGGGAAGCAGUCAGGCGUCCUUCAUCUGCGCGCUCUUUCGUCGAAGGCAUCCUUCGUUUACGUCGUCGUUGAUUCCGGUUUGCGGACCAGAUGCCCCCACGGGGCGCGUCGGCGAGGGGCAGGAAAGAUGGCGGGGCGGGCGACGGUGGGGAAACCAACAAAGGCAGAGGCCACAUACCGAAGUCGAAAAGGCAACGCAUCGAUGACGCCAGCUCCUCACAAACUGAUGACUUCGUCGCAGACGAAGUGGCUAUGGUGGACGCGCAAGGGACGACAGGGGUCGCGAGGUUGGGUUUCGGGCGGGAUGGAGUGUCGAGGGAGCAACUGCUAGCAGUAAAACGCAGCGUUGUUGGCGGUGCUGCCGGGACGUGCCAAGGACCCCAAACCCGGCAGGGGUUGUCGUCACGGGCGCGCGGGUCGCGGGACAACUUUCGGCAGCGGCUGGCCAAGGGUCCUGGGAAACCUCUGAGGGAGGCGGUAGGCGAAUGCACCGACUACUUCGUCGCCAUCGCCAACGGAGACGCAAGAGCUGAGCCGCCUUCGAUGCUCAUCAUGCCCCCGAAUGACGUGCCGCACUUCAAGAUCGAUGACCCAGCGCAGCGUGAUCCGGCUUUCCGCAGAGCGCGCAGCGUGGAGAGAGUAGUGUUGCGCACCAUCCACGGUUGGAUCUUUAAAUCGCAGUCGAGGUCGACUGGCUUCUCUCGUGCAGAGUCCUACAUCACCGUCGACUUCGCCACGGACCUCGCACGAGCAGUUUGGCAGGCCUUGGAAUGGUCGAGAGUGGACGACAUGGCGGCGCGGAAGGAAGCGACAGUUGUUUUGCUGGCGGAGUGCUGGACUGAUGCGCUCUGGUGCGGACAGUGGGCGGAUAGCGGGCGCGUAAAACAGGAGAGGUUGUCCAGGCUGGCGGACAGUCUGCGAGCAUUGUUGUGCGCGGUCAUGUGGAUCAUGCGCAUGGGAGGUGACGACGACCGAUCGCAUUACGAGGCACGGUCGUACGCGUCCAUGGUCGCGAAACCGACGAUGAUAGCGGCGGGGUCGUACAUCUUCAACUGGCGCCGACACGUGGUGGACUCCGCCAACCUCGUCCUCGAUCGUCUAGGAAAGGCCCACCUCACGCUGGGAGAUUACCCGCAAUGCGUUCCAGAAUGGUGUGAUUGCGGGUUGGCGUUCGGGCACAACGCUGCCCUGAAGAACGCGGCGGAGGCCGCAAAACACGGGUGGAUCGGCAGCGGGCCCGCGGCGGAUGACGAUGGAGAUGAUGGCAAGUGACACGUCAACUCGAGCAGAUGGCAGCGAGUAGGUGCGCAUCGUCG
Messenger RNA from Chara braunii, 1363 nucleotides. NCBI's taxonomy places the organism in Eukaryota, Viridiplantae, Streptophyta, Charophyceae, Charales, Characeae. The record is from the annotation of a GenBank genome assembly.